AUGGCUCUUCACCCGGAAACUUUGGCCGUGCAUGCCGACAAUGAGUUGGAUGUGAGCAACGACGUGUCACCGCCUCUUCACCCAUCAAGUACAUUUAGGUUUCCGUCCGACCCCGAACAACUCGUCCCUCUACGACACCGAAGUGCAGAAGACAAAAGCCAUGUCUAUUCUCGUCUGAGCAAUCCAAACACAGCUCGCUUCGAAGCCCUCCUCACUUCCCUUAUAAAAGCGCCAUGCUUGACAUAUACAUCUGGUCUUUCAGCCUUGCUGGGCAUUCUUGUUUGCCUGAAGCCCCGCCAGAUCGCUAUUGCCAAGGGGUAUCCUGGCUGCCACGGCACGAUAGCACUGGUCAGCGGUCUGAACGGAAUGAAGAAGAUACCUCUGGACUGCCCAGCAGAAGACCUCGGCGCAGGAGACGUCGUCUUCCUGGAAACUCCCGUCAACCCUACAGGAUUGGCUUCAAAUAUCCAAGAUUAUGCCGACAAAGCACACUCCAGAGGCGCCAUCCUCGUCGUCGAUGCCACGUUCGGUCCUCCGGGACUUCAAGAUCCGUUCAAGCACGGCGCAGACAUUGUUCUUCAUUCAGGAACAAAGUAUCUUGGGGGACAUAGCGAUAUACUGUGUGGCGUGGUUGCAACAAAUAACCAAGAUUGGUUUGCGCAAUUGAAAAAGGAGCGAUUCUUCUUGGGCGGCGUGAUGGGGAGUCUCGAGGGCUGGCUCGGUGUCCGCAGCAUGAGGACUCUGCAUCUUCGCGUGCUUCGGCAAAGUGAAUCGGCGACCAAGCUUGUUCAAUGGCUCAACUCUGCCUUGCAACUCAACGAGGCCUGUGGAGCGUCAACAGAGCCCGAAUCUCGAAUCAUAAAGGCCGCCCUAUCCAGUGUCACCCAUGCAUCUCUCCAGACAGCGGAUCUAGAGCAAGGAUGGCUCAAGGCUCAAAUGCCCAACGGAUUCGGGCCCGUCUUCUCAAUAUGCAUGACAUCUCGGGAUAUGGCGAACAGGUUUCCGAGCCAGCUGAAGCUGUUUGCUCACUGUACGAGCCUCGGCGGCGUUGAGAGCAUGGUUGAGUGGAGGACGAUGACGGAUCUAGAUGCGGACCCCACGCUGCUUCGUGUGAGCAUCGGAGUGGAAAACUGGGAGGAUCUCAAGUCGGACAUUUUGCAGGCUUUUGAAGCUGUCUUGGACGAUGAGAAGGUGGUUCAGUGA
This is a messenger RNA of Trichoderma citrinoviride, 1203 nucleotides long. RefSeq names its product cystathionine beta-lyase/cystathionine gamma-synthase. Bases 1 to 1203 code for a protein of 400 amino acids. Gene Ontology annotation, molecular function: carbon-sulfur lyase activity; pyridoxal phosphate binding. The record is from RefSeq and is a predicted model, not a curated record. NCBI's taxonomy places the organism in Eukaryota, Fungi, Ascomycota, Sordariomycetes, Hypocreales, Hypocreaceae. Gene Ontology annotation, cellular component: cytoplasm. The transcript has 2 exons. Gene Ontology annotation, biological process: transsulfuration.